This is a messenger RNA of Monodelphis domestica (gray short-tailed opossum), 28639 nucleotides long. The record is from RefSeq and is a predicted model, not a curated record. NCBI's taxonomy places the organism in Eukaryota, Metazoa, Chordata, Mammalia, Didelphimorphia, Didelphidae.
GGAUUUGUUAACUCCCUGAAUCAAGAAAAGUGAACUGUUUUAAGAAGAUGCCAUAAAUAAAGAAACCUACACUGCAUCAGAAGAUCUAAAGUGAAUUGUGGGAAGUAUUGAUUGAACUGAAGGGGGUUGAAUGAUUUAAUGAAUUUAAAUUUCUUAUGCCAAAGGGGAGCCUACUAGAAGAUUUUUAGAAGUAUAAGUUAGUUCAGUUUAACUGCUCCAUUGGGAAGACUAGCCUCUCAAUGGAUCACAGGAGUGAUUGUAAAAAGGAAUCUUUUAUUUGUUUUUUAAUUUAACGGGGGACCUGGAGGUCUUCUUACCAUAGAGAUGUGUAGGGAUUAACCAGCUCACAGUGACAGGAAGGAGAAACCAUAGAGACAGGAAGGAGGAAUCAAAGACAUAGGAAGUAAGGUAGGAGAAGAUUGGAGGUUGGUUGCUGGUGGUGUGGGUUGGCAUUUAGUUGCUGGAAUAUAAAGGCAUGCUGGAGUUUACUGAGAGGGUUUUGGCUUUAGCCUUUAGAGGGCUUUUUGCCUUUUGGGUUUUUGGCCUUUGGUUUGGUCUGUUAGGGUUUUUUUCUUUUCCUGGAACUUUUUGGAAGGUGGCUAGUCUUCAUUCAAAGACCUAAUUGGGGUUGGAUUAAACACUGAUUGGGUUGGUUUUGAUUGGGCUGGAUUGGAUUGGGACUUUUUGGGGUGGUUGUUAUUAGUGGUUAUUAUAGUUAGUUUUAGAUAGUAAUUAUAGGCAGUUAUAGGAUAACUAGUAUAGACAUUAGGAAAUUUCUUUCUCUACCUCUUUCCUAUAUUUUCCUCCUUUACUAUAUUCUUUACUAUCUCUGUUUUAAUUACACUAAAUUGUUAAUUCUUAAAAGCUGCUAGGAGUUUUCUUUUCUCUGGAUUAAAAAGAUAACAUUAAUUUAAAACUCUACUAUAUUCUCAUUAAAACUUAAUUUAUUAAACGCUGCUCUCUUAUUUUGUGAAAACCCCUAUUUUAACCCAGUAAUCAAUAUGAUUGUGCUAUACAGUAUCUAUUUUUCCUUAUCAGGACCCUUUACAGUAACCAUUCUGUAAUUUCUAGUGGUGAUGACCUAAUCCUGAAUUACCAUCAUAAACCUUUACAUUUCUGAUAUUAUUGAACUAUUGUGAUUGCCUUGAGGUCUUCCCAGACAACAUGCAAAUAGGAUUGACUUAUGAUCAUAGGGAUCAUAGGAUAUAGAACCAGAAGGGACCAUAGAGAUCAUCUAGUUCAAUUCUCUUAUUUUAUGGAGUAGAAAAUUGAGACCCAAAAGGGAAAAGUAGCUUGUCUCAUGGUCACACAUGUGGUAGAAGUGCCUGGAUUCAAUCUAGGCUCCACUGGCUCAAAAUCCAGUGAUCCAGAUACUUUGCCACUGUCCAUAAAGAGACCAAAACAUGUACUGGUAGCUAAAAAUAAUACCCCAAAAUGGAAUUAGGAAGCAAAUUUUUAUUCUUGCAGGUGAUUAUAGAUCAAUUAUACUUUCCUGAGUCCUAAAGCCUCUCAUAGAAACAAGUCACAGAUGUUUAGUUUUGGGCUAUACUGGCUAUUGGGCAGUUAGGUGGCACACUGAUUACAGUGCCAGCCGUUGAGACAGGAUGUCCUGGGUUCAAAUUUGACCUCAGAAUCUUCCUAGCUGUGUGGGCAAGUCACUUAACCUCCAUUGCCCAGCCUUUACCUCUUUUCUGCCUUGGAAACAAUAUUUAGUAUCCAUUCUAAGACUGAAGACAAGUGUUUUAAGGAAACCAUUAGAAGGUCAGAUAGAAGUUCUCUGCUGCUAUAUCCUCUUAGCUACUGGGACAGCAACUCUUCAGGAUCUGAAAUGCGGCUAAAAAGAAGUCCACAUUUGAGAAAGGGUCCAUCCUGGAGAAAACAAAGGUCUAGCUAUGGUUGAGGUUGGUGGGGAGAGCAGUUUUCUUUUAUUUCCCUGCCAUUUCCAAGCCAUUCUGCUUGCACUUUGGCCUUCUGUUAGCAUUAGAAUUCGUGUCUUUGUGGCUCUGAGCUCUGCCUGGCAAGCUUACUUCUAAUCUAGCCUGGUCCAGGCUCCAUACUUUUUGGCCACCACUUUACCCCUUACAUGGUACUCUCUUCUCUUCUUUCCCACUUUUCACUUUCAACUUCCACUUAUGUGUGGCCUUCUAAUAUCAUGUAAACUCCUUGAGGGCAAGAAUCAUCUCCUUCCUUUAGCACAAGAGCUUAAUAUAAUGCCUCGAGUAUUAUAUAAGUGCUUAUUUCACUUUUUACUUCACUCAUUACUUCGUUGUUCAGUCCAGUUCAAGUCUUCCUGAUUCAGGGGACCAUACUUCCCCGGGGAAAGGACUGGGAUCCUGUUUUCUGCCUUUGAUAGGACAGAGGAGCCUGGGAACAGGUGCUCAGCAUUAUUCAAGUAUAUUAACUUGAAGAGAAAUGUAAACUCAGAGUAGGGAGCGAAACACUAAAACUACAAGUCCCAGAAACCUCAGGGUGUGGGAGGAAACUGGCCCUAGAAAUCAGACAGCCUGUCAUCAAUAAAGAACCAAGUGUACACUGUCACUUUGGUAUAUACUGUGACUUUGGGCGGAAGAGCAGAGAGGUGGUGCGUCUCAAUAUUUCGCGCCUCCGGAGAUGGGUCUGAAAGAAAGUCACAGAAGAUUUGUUCUUUCAGCCCCGUCAGCAUUGGCUUGGCUUGUCCGGGGUGCGUGCUGGUCCUCCCUCCUUCUCAGCUGCUUUUAGUACAGGAACUGAGAGGUACCCAUCCCCCAAGCCCACAGGAAGUUCCUCAUUGCAGAUAAGAGUGACCUUUUCACCAGCGCUCCCUGAAAUUGUUACUUUUUCUUUAAUUGGCUGGACUCUCCCAGAACCUUUCCGUUUUCCUGGGUGGAGAGUAGCGAGACUGAGAUGACUCAGGAAAAGUGUUGCUACUCUAUUAGGCUGAGUACGCUCCUGAGGUUCCGGGAAUAUGGACAUUAGAGAAUACUUUGCAAGGAUCGGCUAUAAUCGUUCCAAUGAGAAGCUGGAUUUAGAGACAUUGACUGAAGUGAUGUGGCAUCAUGUUCAAGCAGUGCCCUUUGAGAACCUGGACAUUCACUGUGGAAUACCCAUAGAACUAAACUUAGAGGCCACAUAUGACAAGAUUGUGAGGAGGAAGAGAGGUGGGUGGUGUCUAGAAGGAAAUCACCUUCUCUUUUGGGUCUUGACUACAAUGGGGUAUGAGACCAUAAUUUUAGGGGGAAAUGUUUAUAAUUCCUUAAAAAGGCAGUAUAGCACUAUGGUUCAUCUGCUCCUAAAAGUCACAAUAGGUGAGAAAGCCUAUAUAGUGGAUGGGGCAUUUGGCCGUUCUCACCAAAUAUGGCAGCCAAUGGAACUGGUUUCUGGAAAGGAUCAACCUCAGAUUCCUUGCAUUUUUCGUUUAAAAGAAGAGAAUGGAAUCUGGUACUUGGAUCAAAUAAGACGGAAACAAUUUAUUCCAAACCCAGAAUUUCAUAACUCUGAUCUCUUAGAAAAAAAUGAAUUUUGUCAUAUCUACUCUUUCACUCUUCAGUCACAUACAAUAGAAGAAUUUAUGUCUGCAAAUACCUACCUUCAGAAUUCCCCCCAGUCUGUGUUUACAAGUAAGUCUUUCUGUUCUCUGCAGACAGUAGAUGGAGUUUAUUGUUUAGUUGGCUGGACUCUUACUCACAGAAGAUUCAAUUACAAGGAAAACAUGGAUUUGGUGGAGUUUAAGAUUCUGAAGGAUGAAGAUAUUGAGAAGACCCUGAAGGACAUAUUCAAUAUUUCCCUCGACAAAAAGCUUGUCCCAAAGCACGGUGAUAGAUUUUUUACUGUUUAGUAAGAGAAAAUACAGUAGCACUUGGGGUGAUGAAACAGAUGCAACUUGACAAUGAAGUUUUCAAAACAUUAUUUUAUUGAUAAAUUUUGUAUAUUUUGAGGUAAAAAAAAUGCUUUACAACAACAACAACAAAACUUUCCUCACCUUGACUUCCACAAAGAAUUUCUUCAAAACAGUUAAGCAAAAUUGUGUAUUAUUAGAGUGUAACUGAAAUUUCAGAGUAUAUUGGAAGUAUAUUGGAAAAGUCUUUAGACCCUGGAAUGCCAAAGCCUUUAAUGAUUAAUUCCUGAAAUUUAGAUGGGCUGGAGAAUCAUAGGAUUUGGAAGUAAAAAAAAAAUCUCACUGGCCAGCUAGUCUAAUCCAUAUACAAAAGGAAUCUCCAUUAGGACAUACUUGAGAAGUAGUUCAGUUCUCUUGAAGACCUCCAAAUUCUUUACAUAUUUUAGUUAUGAAACCUCUACUAAGAAACUAUCUAUAAAUUUUCCCUCAAAUUUUCUGCUCUCCUUCUAAUUCUGACUAUAUUAGUUUUGUUUGUAUAAAAACCUCUUAGUGUAAUGUUACCCAUUUUAUGUCUCACAAUGCUUUCUAUCUCUCUUUAUUCAUAAACUCUUCUCCUAUCUAUAGAUCUGAUUGGUAAUAUAUAUAUAUAGUCCCUGAUCUUCUAAUAUGCUUAUGAUAUCUUUUAUGUUAGGUCAUGCAUCCAUUUUGAUCUUAUCUUGGUAAAUGUUUUAAGAUAUUGGUCUAUAUCUACUUUCUACUAGACUGCUUUCUAAUCUUCCCAACAAUUUUUACCAAAGAGUGAAUUCUUAUCCCCAAAGCUUGGAUCUUUACUUUUAUCAAACACAAGGUUAAUCUUUUAUGAGUGUUUGUUGUAUAUUUGUUCUAUUCUACUGAUAAACUUUUCUUUUUCUUAAGCCAGUGUCAAAUAGAUUUGAUAAUUUCUACUUCAUAAUACAGUUUAAAAUCUGAUAGUGCUAGACCUCCUUUCUUUACAUUUUUCCAUUAAUUUCUUUGAUAUUCUUGACUUUUUGUUCUUCCAAAUGAAUUUUAUUAUUUUAAUUCAAUAAAAUAAUUAUGUCAAAUUUAGAAUGCCUAUUUUCCAAUAGACAAAUGGUCAAAAGUUAUGAACAGUUUUUGGACAGAGAAAUCAAAGUGAUAUAUAACCAUAUGAAAAAUGCCCUAAAUUGUUACUAGAGAAAUGCAAAUCAAAAAAAACUGAGAUAUCAUCUUAUACCUCUUAGAUGGACUCAAAUGAUCAAAGGGCAAAAUGACAUGCUGGAGGGGAUUUGGAAAAAUGGGGACACUAAUAUACUGUGGGUGGAACUGAUCUGAGCAUUUUGUAGAGCAAUGUGGAAUUAUUCCCCAAAAGUUGUAAAAAUGUAUAUACUUUUUGAUUCAGCAAUACCACUAUUAGGCUUGUUUCCUAAGGUAAUCAGGGAAAAAGGAAAAGAACCUACAUGUUCUAAAAUAUUUAUAGCACCUCUCUAUAGCAAAGAACCAGAAACUGAGGGAAUGCCCAUCAAUUAGGGGAUGAUUAAACAAGUAGUGGUAUCUGAUUGUGAUGGAAUACUAUAUUAUAUACAGCUACAAUUAAUAUUUGAAGAAUGACUUGUAAAUGUCCCUCUCCAGAUAAAGAAAUGAUAAACAGAAACAUGAAGGACAUAAUUUAUAUAUAGAUUUUUUUGUCAAAUGAUACCCUUGCUAGUGCAGGAAAGGGAAGGAGGGAGAGAGAUACUUGGGACUUUUAAUAUAACCACAAAACAGAAAUAAAAACAAAUGAAUUUUAAUAAAGAUGAAAAACCUUCCCUAUGUUGACUUCCAUAAAAGUUUCCUCAAAACAACUGAGCAAAACUACCUAUUAGAGUGGCACUGAGGUAUUAAAAACCUCAUUACCAAAAGUACAUUGGAAAAGUUUUUAGAUCCAGGAAUUUCAGAGUCUCUAAUGAUUAAUUCCUAGACCUACAUGAACUGAUGUGCAGUUAAAUGAGCUGAACAAGGAGAACAUUAUAUAUACAGAGACUGUAACAUUGUGGGAAAAUCAAAUGUGAUUGACUUUGCUAAUAAUGGCAAUGAAUGCGAUGAUCCAGGACAAUCCUAAGGGACUUAUGAGAAAGAAUGCUAAAACUGUGGGAGUAGAAAUCCAGAAGAAAACAUGUGAUUUCUCACUUGUUUAUUUGGGUAUAUGAUUUGGGGUUUAGGUUUUAAAGGCUUGCUCUUUUACAAAAAUGAAUAAUAUGGAAAUGGGUUCGAGGGAUAAUAUCUAUGUAUAACCCAGUGGAAUUAACUCUGGGAGGGGAGAGGGAUGAGGGGAGAGAGAAAACCUUAAUAAUGUAAUCAUGAAAAAAUUUUAAAAAUAAUAAAAUAAAUGAUGAAUUCCUGAAAUUUAGAUGUGCAGGAGGAUCACAGAAUUUAGGAGUCAGAAAAAACUUCAGUGGCCAGCUAGCCUAACUCAUACAUAGAAGUAACCUUCAUUAUCUUCAUUACAACAUACCUGACAAGUAGUCUAAGUCAAUGCUUGAAGACCUUGAAGGAUGGAGAAACUACCACCUCUUGAGGCAGCUGAUUCCAUUUUUGGACAACUUGAAUUGUUAGGAAGUUUUCCUCCCUAUAUCAACCCUGAAUUUUCCUCUUUAUGAUGUCAAUACAUGACUCCUGGGAAUUACCUUCUGGGACAAAAUGGAACAAGUUUACACGACAGGCCUUCAAAUACUUGAAGGCAGCUUUCAUGUCCUCAUAAAUCUCUUCUCCAAGUCAAAUGCCCAUUUCCUUCAACUGACUCAUAUAUCAUGGACUCACAUCCUGAUUGUCAUUUUUAUUCUUUGACUUAUCAGUGCCCUUUAUAUCCCAGUGCCCCAGAAAUGAACAUAAUAUUCCAGAUGAAGUUUGAUGAGAUCAGAACACAAUGGAACUAUCACUUUUCUUUUCUUUCUUUUUUUUUAAACCCUUACGUUCCAUCUUGGAAUCAAUACUAUGUAUUGGUUCCAAGGCAGAAGAGUGGUAAGGGCUAAGCAAUGGGGGUUAAGUGACUUGCCCAGGGUCACAGAGCUGGGAAGUAUCUGAGGCCAGAUUUUUGAACCUAGGACCUCCAGUCUCUAGGCCUGGCUCUCAAUCCACUGAGCUACCCAGCUGCCCCCUAUCACUUUUCUUCUUGGAUGCUCUUCCCUUCUUAAUGCAAUGAAAGGGUUUUUUUUGUUUUUGUUUUUGCUUUUUUGGCUGCCACAUGACACUACUGACCCAUAUUGUGCUUGCAGCUCACUAUGACUUUCAGAUAUUUUUUUUUCAGAACUAUUCUCUAUCCAUGCCUCUCCCAUCUUAUGCUUGUGAAGUUACAUAAGUGUAUUAGUUACGUAAUUACAGUAAAAUUAGUUUUUAGUUUUAUACAACAUCACAUAGUUUAUUCUAUACUAACUAUAAUUGUAGUUUAUAGUAAACUAAAGUCAGUGCUGCUUUAAUGAACUUAUAACACAUUACUAAUGUGGACCUGUGAGGUAUAUAUGCUUUAACGGGCAGAAGGACCAGCUGUGGGAGUCAGAAGGAUUCAGGUUCAAGACCUACCUCUGACACUUAUAAACUGUGCCAUCAUGGGCAAGGUUCUUAAAAUUAACUUUAUUAGGCUUUAAGUUAUAGGCAGGUUGCUGAUUUGCACAAGUGGAAUGAGUUUCUAUGAAGAAGUUUAAUUGCACUAAAGAAAUCAUGCAUUUAGACAUAUAGGAGCUAUUAGAUAUGAGUGUAAUUACAUAUUAAUGUAAGAAGAAAGAAAUUGUAGUCAAAAUCUAAUUUUUCUCAAAUUAAAAAGUAAAAGCAUGCAGAUUUUGUGUAGUUUCAGCACAUGAUAUCAAAGCAAAAAUCAGCUAUCCAGGGUAGGGAGAGGAGCCCAGAGGAAGUCCAAGCAUACAGGAAGCAAUCACUACAUCUAGCCAGCAGGAAGCAGUCAAGUGACAGGAAAAUGAGUAGAAGAGCUGAAUAAAGGGUAAUUAGGACCCCACCAAAGAUUUAUUUUGAUGUCUGAUUUGGCAGAUUCUCCCAUCCUGGAGAGGACUAAGAUGAGGUCAGAGAAGUAGAUUGUCUGUUGUUAGAGAAUGUGCCCAGCUAUGUAGAGAUAAAAGCAGUCAAUAAGUAUUAAGUGCCUGCUAAGUGUCAGACGCUGGGGAUACAAAUUCAAGCAAAAAGACAGUCCCUGCCCUCAAGGGGCUUACAUUCUACUGGAAGGAAUCACAUAAAAGGGAGAUGAAAGGUGAAGUUGAGUGUGGAGACCUGUUGGGGGGGGCAGGGUCUUGGUGGAAGAUGGUAUUAGGAUUAAUUAAGCCAUAGGGCUAAUGAGGACCAUUUGGAGUAAUUGGGAUCUUAGCAGGGUAAAGAAUAGUGGGUAAAGUUUCUUUGAGGCCAGACAGAAUCUUAGGAAGGCUGCCUGUUGGAAUUCUGGAUAGCAGGAGUCAAUUGUUUUCCCAACUGUGGGGUCUUUGAGAGGUUUUUUUUGUUUGUUUUGUUUGUUUGUUUGUUUUUUUCUCUUUAGGAGAAGGCUCGUGUUUCUAUUCCCUGGAACACUGAAAAACCCCGUGGCAAGUGAAAAAGGAGAAUAAGUUAGAAUUUCUGGAAUAAGUUUGUGGGGGAAAUCAACAGAAAAGAGAGGCAGUUUUUCCCUCUGUGUGGCAGCUCAAUUGGCCAAGCCAUUUUUGAGGCCUGCUAAGACUGAAAAGCCUAGCUAGGCCUGGAAGGGCUGGCAGUUGACAGAGAUAGUGAAUAACUGAACUGAUUUAAAGCUGAAAGAGAUCUAAAGAGACAGUAAACUUACUUAUAUAAGAAAGAGAGGCAAUUUUUUCCCCUCUGUGUGACUACAGAGUGGGCAGGGCCUUUGAGGCCUACCAAAGGCCCAGAAGCCUGACUAUGUAUUUUUAUAAAAAUCCAAGAUUUAAAAUUUUUGUUCAAGAAAGAUCUUCAAGGAAAGAAGCUUGCUAACUCCUAAAAUCCAGAGAAUGAACUGUUUGCAGAAAGAUGCCUGAAAACCCUAUAAUACAUCAAGAAGAUCCAGAAUGAACUUUGGGUGUAGUUGAUUGAACAUUUAUUUUGAAUAUAUACUCUUAUGCCAAAAGGGGACUGCCCCCUAAUUGGUUUUUGUCAAUGCGCCCAGCAAAAACAUUGGUUUUGCUUCCUCUCUUUCUUCUAUUCCCCUCUUAUCACUAUUGUAGUUUCCUCUUAGAGGGUGAAAUUUUGUAUGCACCUAUAGUUAGAAGAGGUACAAGAUGAUUAUGUUAAGUGAUCAGUUGGGGAGACUAGUCUCCCAAUCAUCAUGGGGGGGAGGAAUUGUGAAUUUUAGAUUUACUCCACCCUGCUUAGUCUUUAGAAUUUUAGCAACCAGGAAUGUAUACACCCCCACUUAAGGAUUAAGUGUGGGGGAGGAAGGUCUAUGACCCUCAUGUGCUAGCAAGUGACAAAUCAGAAACAACUGACUGACCCCCUGGGCUGUCCAAAGCCAAGUUUAAGCCACCAUUGGUACAUGUAAGAUACAGGAAGUGAUGUAAGAACUACCUUUAUAUUUCAUGUCACUUCCUGUGAGAGGGACCUUGGCAGUGGUACUUGACUUGGAGAAGCUUGAGUGUGAGACUGCUUCCCUUAGACAAUCAUGUGGUGAGUUAUAAGGCCGACUCCCCUUUCCUUGGCUUUUUUUCUGGAGGCACCAGCCUCUGAGGAGGCCCCUCAUCUUGGAAGAGGCCUUGUGGCUAGAAGCCAAGCUAGAUUUAAUCCUAGAGGGCCUCAACUCCUGCCUGUUAUCUCUCUCCCUUUCUCUCUUUCUUUCUUUCUUUCUUUCUUUCUUUCUUUCUUUCUUUCUUUCUUUCUUUCUUUCUUUCUUUCUUUCUUUCUUUCUUUCUUUCUUUCUUUCUUUCUUUCUUUCUUUCUUUCUUUCUUUCUUUCUUUCUUUCUUUCUUUCUUUCUUUCUUUCUUUCUUUCUUUCUUUCUUAAUAUCUUCUCUCUAUUAUAAAUAAAUCACCAAAAUUCCAUUCUGACUUGAGCAUUUCAUUGGGAUUUAGAAUUUAAAUCCCUGGGGACCAACUAAAAAUAUCUUUUCAGUCUCAACCCUAAAUUCUAGCCUUUACAACUAGACCAAGAAAGUAGUGGGAAUUGGAGAAGUGAUCUGAAGGGAUACAAGGAGGCAGUGAAUAAUAAUAAUUAUAAUUAUAAUAAAGAGGAGGCAGUGAAUAAUAACAACAACAAUAAUAUGUAUUAUUAUGGAUAUGGAUAAUUUUAGAAUAGGUUAUUUAGUAUAGAUUCUGGGGAAUUAGUUCAGUGAUAAGGAGUUGUAAGUUAGGCUCAGGGAAGCCUGAGCAAGAAGCAAGUUCUUGCAAACUACGGGGAAGUGGGUAAAAGCUUAGCUCCCCUUUAAGACUAGGGAAUCAAUCCUAAUCUCACCUUUGGUUACUUUUCCUCAAACCUUUUUCAAUAUUUAUUAGAUAGAAUGUUUUUUUUUACAUCUGUCUCCAGCAGUUAUCCAUUGCACAGGCCCAAACAAUUACAUGGAGUUCCCCCACUUAACAUUCCUAUUUUAACAUUCCUGGCUGUUCUUAUUUGCAACAUUCUUUUAGAUAAAUUACAAUUUAUGAUGGUAUUGAAAUCUGGAAGGUCAGAGGCAGAGUCAGAAAAGGAAUGAAGGUUGGCAUGUCUUGGUCCCUCUGAAAAAGAGGCCCCAGGGGGAACUUACCAUUGAGGAAAUGAUAGGAGCAUGGUGGAGAGAGAAUUCAGGGGGAGAAGGCCAUAGAGAAAGACGGAUAUUACAAGGUGAGAAGGCCCCAGUCACAGAGGGAAGUUCCAAACAGAAAGAGGAGCAGACAUGAAGGAAUGAAGGUGGGGAUAAAACUAUCAAAGUGAGGUAGUCUUUGCCCUCCUGGAUCUUAUAUUCUAUUAGGGAGAUCUAGCACAUAGAUGUGAAAGUGACCAAGCAUGGGAGUUUAGGUCUCAGGUGUAAUAAGGAAGGCUGGGAUAUGAACUGAAUACAAAUCCAGUGCCAUUCUAUCAAGAGGCCAUUGAGAACAAGAAAGAAAAUACAGGGAGCCUUUCUCCGACAGAGCCUUGAUCUCAAUCUAAGAAGAAACUAAGACCCAAAGGGAAGAGACUUUCCCUUGAUCACAUAUGGGUUAUGGCAAAGCCAAGAUAAAAACCUGGGUAUUCCAAGUCCCAGUGAACCAUUUAUUCCAUUUUAUCACAGGACCCUUGUGCUGUCCUGUUAGAUCAUCAUAUUUACUCACCUUAUCUAGUCCUGUCAUCUUAACAUGUUAAAAAAAAAAAAAGCUCUGGGCUCCAGCAUUGUUCUUUCCCUGCCCCAAUUAAACAGUUCAUGUGGGUCAAAUUGACCUAACGCAAAUGAUACUGAGUUGUGAAUAAUUAAUAUCCUUGAGGGAGUAGUUAUUUAUAGAACUUUUUAAUCCAGUGGCUCUUCAAUUUGUACAAGGUGUUGAGCCCACAUUCGGCACCUUAGGGCUUUCUUUCCAUAACUACAUGUGUUCUGAUAGCUAAUCCUGCUAAGAAUUUCAGGGAGGCCAUAUUGCUCAAUCAUCCUAUAAGCUCUCUCAUCCAUUUUGGCAGUGACUCAGUAAUAACAUUAGCUGACGUAAAUUGGACUUUUAGUUGGGAGGCAGCAUAUGAUACCGUAGGUCAGGGUUUGACAUCUGCCUCAGGCUCUUAUUAAUUAUAUCUACUUCCUGGCCUUAAGUUUCCUAAUCUAAAACAUGGAGAUAAUAUUAACACCUACAUCACAGGAUUGUUGUGAGAAUCAAAUGAGAGUAUGUGUAAAGCCCUUUGCAAACCUUAAAGCACUAUAAGUUAGCUAUUAACAAAGGGCUUUAAUUUUACCCCAAGUUUGCAAUAUUGAUGACCCUCAAUUCCUCACCAUCCCUUAGCUCACACUUCCAUUUUUUUGCCAAAUACUCAUACCCACUUAUGCAUCUCUCAAAUUAUUCCCCUUCUCUUGUCCCACCCAGUCCCUGCUCCAAGUUAGGCCCUCAUCACCUCUUACUUGGAUUUUUCUAAUGUCUUCUAAAUGGUUUUCCUCUUUAAAUUUCUCCCCACUUCAGUCUAUCCUACACAUAACUGCCCAAGUGCUUUCCCCCAAGCACAGUGACCACACCACUCUUCUGUUUAAUAACUCUGGUUACUCCUUAUUACCUCUGGGGUAAUCUUAGCAGUUUGGCAUUUAAAGACCUUUAGAAUUUGCUUCAAACCCUACCUCUGUCCCUCACUGUUCUAUGUUUAUUACAUACUACCCCUUUUACCUAGAACUCCAGUCUAGACAAAGGGACUUCUCAUCUUUAAGCAUUUUCACUGGCUGUCCCCACACCUGGAAUUCUCUUCCUCCUUACCUCCAUUUCCUUGUCUCUCUUGUUUCUUCCAUGUGCUAGCUAAAACUCUACCUUCUACAAGAAGCCUUUCUUAAUCCUUCUUGAUGCUUGUGCUUCCCUCUUUGUUUUAUCUUCCAUUGGUUCUAAAUUUCUUUUGCUUUUACAAAAUUAUUUGCAUGUUGUCUUUCCCAUUAGGCUGUGAGCUUGAGAGGAAGGACUGCUCUUUGCCUUUCUUGUAUCCCCAGCAUGUGGCAGUGUCUGAUACAUAGUAGUAGGCAUUUCAACACUUGUGGAUUGAUUCUGUCUCCUGUCUUCAUGCACUCCCAGCUUCACCUUUGGCUUUUGGGAUUUCUAAGACUCAGUUAAAGUGCUUCUUCCUACAUGAUGUGGCAGAGGCAUGAAGAAAGAGAGAACUUCAUGCUUGCAAAACAAAGCUGGGGACCUGAUCUGCCAAUCAAGGUGAAGAUUCCAAAUGGAAUGUUCCCAGGAAAGUCAGUUGGGGCCUGGCCAGAGAAGAGGAAGGGAGAAACUUCUUUUCUGGGGUUUGUUUUGCAGUUGCCAUUCCAAAAUGAACUGGUACUCUGGGAGGUCCUGGCUCAAGUGUAUGUGAUCCUUAUGGCUGUUCUUCAAACUCUAACCCAAAUGAAGAAGAUCUUUAGAUUUGUUGUUGUUCCCCUUAAGGCAGAUAAGAUAUUGGCUGUUGGUAACAACCUAUAUAUAAAGCAUGAUUAAGGCUGUGUUUGAGCAAAUAAUUAAGGAAAAGGGGCUAGAUCUGGUUGUGGGCAGGGACAAUGAGCAAACAGAGAAUGUACCUAAGGAAAAUAGAGAUGAAACUGAGAACAAGCCUGACUGUGACCCUGAAAAACUCUGUCCACUAAAAGAAGUCACCAAAUUAUCCAUAAUGCUGGGGUGCCACACUCCAAAGCCCAUAGACAAUUCUCAACACAGGAACUUGAAUCCAUAAAGCGACAUUUCCCAAAAUUUGUAGAGAAUCCUUUCAAGUCUGAAAAGGAGUUGAAACGAGCUUUCAGGAUCUUUGAUCCUGAUUUUGAAGAUGUCCAGUUCCUACUAUCAGAACUGUUCAGCCCCCAUGAACAGAGACAAUUCUUAGAAAAGACAAGUCUGAUAGCAAUUUAACUAGCUGGCCAACUGUGGAACAAAGGGCAGAUAUGGACUUUGCUAAUCCUACUUGCAUAUCCUACCUAAGAAAAUGCAGAAAGUACUUUCUACAAGCCAUAAAACAAUGCUGUUCAAAACCUACUGCAUGGGAUAAGUUUGACAAGAUCAUGUAGGAUAAAGGGGAACAUCCUGCUACAUACAUAGACCAUCUGUCAGAGAUGGCAGAUUCAAUCUUAGGUCUAGAAGCCGAUAGCAAGGAAUUUGCUAGCCACGUUUGUAGGCAAUUUCUAAGGCGUUGCACUCCUAAUUUGAACAUUUUUUUCAAACACUAUUUCCCCAAGUAUGAUUCAGUCUCUCUGAUUGAAUUGUGUGAGGCAGCAUCUUACCUACAUGAGAAUAAUUCAGAACAAGGUAAACACGUUCAGGACUUAAAAGAAAGUUGUAAAUGACAGAGAAUAAUCUUAAACAAAAGGAGAUUGAUGAAAUCAAAAGACUGAACACGGUGAGGACUUACACUACAUCUAGUUACAGGAAACCUAGUUAUAAGGUACAACCAGUGCAGAGAGAAACUAGGGAAUGUUUCUUUUGUCACAGGAAAGGCCAUUUGAUUAGAAAUUGUUUUUUAAAGAAGAAACAUGAGAUUAAUAACAAGAACACACAAAAUACACAAAGAAGUCUACUUGUUGUUCACAUUGCAAAUUAAAGCCCUCACAGCAAGCUCUGGACUUGCAUGAAAUGCAAAAUGCAAUUAACUCUGGAGCAAAACCCAAGUACUCUAAUAUUGUUAGGAAAGAGUUGUGAAGCCAGGCCCAUAGGAUAUUUGGUGUGACUAAUGGAGAUAGAAGGAAUAGUGAGAAUGAGGCUGCAGUUGAAAAUAGCAGAAAAAAGUUGGGAAAUAGUGAAAAUUCAGUGCAAGAAAGUGAAUCUGUGAAUGAUAGUACAUGCAAUAAAGUAAGAGAAAGGCAGAGACAGAUUAAGAGACAGAAAUAGAAAUAAAAGGAAUUCUUUCAGACAUUGCAAGUGAGAUAAGAGACUUUGAUAAAAACUGCAUACUAACCAUACAGGAAAGAAGUCUUAAGGAAAUAAAAUCAUUCCUAGAGGACUUUUUUCCAGUGUAGAGUGAAUAAUGGAAUUGAAUUGUGCAAGAGGGGAAGAGUCACAAGAACUCAAGAAAAAGUGUGUGGCAGAUACAGACACAUAAUUUCAAUUCCCUAAGGUUACUGUUGCUAAAGAUGACAAUGCUUUAAAAACAUUCACAGAUGACCUCCCACCAAACUUAGUUAAUUCUGUAAAUAGCUUUAUAGCACAGGUACCCAUAGAAAAUACAUCUACUUUGAAUCCAGAAGCUGAAACUUUCCAUUCAGUAAUGAGUGAUAUAGAUAAGGAAAAAUUAACUGAAAAUGGAGCUGCCAUUACUUUUGAAAACACUAGUCCCAUUCAAAGUAGUAGAGGUGACAUGACAGUUAAAUUUGAAUAUAGGGAUGGAAUGGAAUUCUUUCCAACUGGAAAAACUACCAUGGAUUCAAAAGGCAGGCUUAAAGCCAACAUUCUAAGGGGCAGAGGGAUAUCUGGCCAAAGCAACAUCUGUGAUUUAGGUUCAUAUUCCACUGUAGUAUGGAAUACAAUCUCAAGUGUAGACUUCAUAGGGAAUGAAUCAAAUCAAAAUGAAUUAACUGGGUUACAUAUACAACUGGCAGAGAGUAGUAAAGACAUGGACACUGAUUCAGUGGUUAUGAACACCUUAGCUACAAAUCCAGAAACAUGUUUGUGCUGUGGGACAGAUUGAAGGCACACAUCCUACUAAUGAUGAUGAAGGGGGAAAUAUAGAUGUACCAAAAUUAUUCCCAGAAGAAAAUAAAAUAGAGGGACAGAUUCCUAUCUCUACACAGUCAAAUGAGAAUAUAGAUAAAAAUAAACCUCAGACUAGUGGUAGAGUAGGAUCUAUGAUUAUUAACAGUAUAGCAGAUCUGCAAGAAGAAACUAACCCCAUACCAUCAAGCUUACCAAUUCAAAAUGAAAUUCUAAAGCUUAAUAAUAAUAAACAACCAGAAGCUGGUGACAUAGGCUUAGAUCAAAAUGCAAAGCCAGAGUUACCAACAUCUGACAAAAGUUUACAUGGCAUUGAGAAAAAUCCAAAGAACAUAAUGAUUGGAUUCAGUGAGUCAGAUUCAGAUACUGAAUCAGAAGGAAUACCAGAAGGCAUGAUAAUAAUGAAUGAAGAUGAUUUAGAACAAAUGCCUUAUCAAUUUUAUAAGCUUUAUGAAGAGGUAGACAGAUGAAGAAGGGGAUGUGUGGGACACAAGUGAGAAGAUUGAGUACCUGGAACCAGUGCAAACUAAAUCUUACCAAGACUAUGAUGAGGAGUUAUUCUUUGGGCACAGAACAAGUUGCAUACUAUUAGAAGAAAUUUAUGCAAGCUUAGGGGUUGAUAAUGAAGAUGAUUUUAUAGAGAUGUUGAAUUACAUGGCUUAUACAGAUACAGAUUUUGAAUGGGAAGGAGAAUAUUAAGGAACAUAUUAAAGAAUUGGAGGAGAGAUAAAUACACAAUUUCACUUCUAUUCUGACUUCAAACACAUGACAAGUACCAUUCAUGCUGUACCAGUGAAACCGAGAUUUGUUGGAGUUCCAUAGGAGUUCCAUAGUUCCAUAUUACAAAGAACCUUAUGUUAAUGAAGAUUAGUCUUGGGGUAGCAUAGAAAAUAAGUUAUUCCAGCAAAAGAAGAACAAGUAAUUCAACGACAAGAAUGCUCCUAACCUUUGUGAUAAAGAAAUGAGAGAGAAGUUUUGCAGGACUUGUGAACCAAGAUGCAAAACCCAUGAUUGCAAUGGAAUGUCCCCAGGAGGGGCAGUUGGGGGUUUGCUGGCCACACUCUGAGAGGAGAAACUGGGCUGGUGGUCUUUGUCUCUGACUGGGGGUCACACACUCUUUUUCCCUUCAGGUUCUUGCUGGUCACACUUGGGGGAGGAGAAACUUGGCUUUUGGACUUUGUCUCUCUGGCUUUGAGCAGUUGGAGUUGACCAGGGGGCUUUUUGGUCUCUUGGGUUUCUGACUGGGGGACACACAUUUGCUCUCUGGAGUUUGAAGUUGGCUGAGAGACUUUUGUGAAGCUGACUUGGCUUUUGGACUCUGGUGGGGCUGACUUGGUUACUUGAAGUUCUCUGACUUUGGGCAGUUGAAAAUGACAAGAAGGAGAAAUCUAACUGAAGAAGAAGAAAGAUCUUGAAAAGCCAUUGUCCUCCAUCUCCCUGUCUCAGAGUCACAGUAUGUGACCGGACUACUUUCUCAAUUUUACCUCAAUUAGACUAGGGACUUCCUUAUCCCCCUUACCUCAGUUUCCCAUCCUGUUAUCCCAAUAAACCCCUUACCUGAGAAAGAAACUUAAGAGUAUUUUAUAACUCACUCAGGGGGGAGGGAAAAUUGGGAGGAGAAGGGUGGCAGUUGGAGCAGGGAGGAGGGAGUUAUAGAUCAGCCAUCGUUAGGGAUUAAUAGGCAGAUUCCCCAGAGUAGUCCCCUGUAUACCAGCAUCCCUGUGUGUGGCAGCAUCCCCCCAGCAGCAUUUCUCUGUCCUCCAUUACCAAUAAGCAUCCUCAGGUUCCCUCAGCAGUUUUAGGUUCCUGUAGCAGCCUCUCUAGAUACAGCCAGAUAGAGAACAGCAGCCAUUGCUGCAAUAAUAACUGGUUCCCCCUUAGUUCAUCCUCUCCAGUUCAACAAGUAACUAGUUUCCACUAAGCUUAUUUCUUUAUUACACCUUGUAGCAUAAAACUUCCAACUUCAUAACUAGCACAGACACAAACAUCUAGAAUGCUAGAGAAGCAUAGAUUCACAUUGGUUGAAUUUGUUAUAUUGGACUUUAACAUCAAGUUGUAGUUGAGAACUGGAAAAAAAAAGUUACACAUAUUUUUCAACCUUCACCCUUAAAACAUUCUCUACCAAGAGAAGGAUGAGAGAGGGUACACCAUGAAGAUAAUACUUCAGAGUUUCAGAUACCUCACUAGACACAACAAUGUGAUCAUGUCAUCAGUGAAGAUACAUACAAAUGACUUCAGAAAAAAGAAGAAAAAAAGUCCUAGUCAUGAGCAGCAACACAAGUAGCCCAAGAAAAAAUCAAAAACAGUCCUUGUGAAUGAAAGUCUAAUGAUAACAGGAAAGCAUCCCUGAAGUAUAUAGUACAGUUCCAGUAAGAAAUGCAGCCAAUAACACAGAAAUAAAAACUAUGCCUUUAAAGACUAGCAGCCAUAGGAAAAAAGUCUUUAUAUAAUUUUUAUACAAAGUCUCUGCCAGACACAGUAACUGAACAGAAAGAAACAAUGUUAUUGCAAAUGAAUGCAUAAUUUUCUAAAUUUUAUCUCUAAGAAAUAAGUAGAGUAACCAUAUAAUGAAUCUCCUUGUAAAGAGUCACAUAGAAAAAGACUAGAAACAAUGUCAAAUCACUAUUCUUAACAAAAUCUUGAGAACUUAUGCAUAUUGUUCACACCCACUCAUGAAAUACACAUGUACAGCUUACUUGCAUUCACGAAGAUGUACAUAUGCAAAUCUUACCCUCAUGCAUGAAGAGAACACAUGUAAAUCUUACUUUCAGACAUGAAGAAUGAUAAGUUCUGACAAACAUUCACAAAGAUUCCAUCUAACUUCCAUGCAUUUGUAAAUUUCACUCUCACAUACAUGCACAUGUAAAAACCUGACUUGCAUACAUGUUCAUGUGUUCUGGGUUCCUGAUUAUUCCAGUGGAUCCUGAUUUGAAGAACACAUCUUCAAUCAAGACUGGAAGAGAAGACUGGCAUGCUGACCAGACAGACAGACCAGAGAGGAAGACAAGAGUUCUACAAGCAGCAUAAAAGGACAUAGAAAGACUUUGUAACUUAUGAUCAUGAAGAUAUGUAAGAGUGUAUCAGACGUGUUAACAUCAUAUAUGCAUACACAUGCUACAUGGAAUUACACUUUAGGAAGAUAUCUCAUGGAAUGAGUAAGUAUACAACAUGCAUGGUUACAUGACAGGGGUAUAUGGGGUGCUCAGGGAGGGGUAGUAUCUCUGGUAUGGAGGGCUUGUCGUGCCCUCUUAGGGCAGCUUUCCAGCCUCUGACCCCCACCUGACACCCAGCUCUCACUUGUGGCUCCCAGUAGCUGCUAGCAUGCGGCAGCGGCCACACCCCGGGCAAUGGCUUCGACAGGCCGGCUAAACCUUGUGAGGGUAGCCAUCGGGUCGUUGACCCCUGGUGAACCAGGGCUUUGCUCACCCAGCAUGUGGAGACUGCUUCGGCUGAACAGACGGAAGAAACCAACAAGAAGGUUCAACGGCUGAGAUGGCGAUGCAGCAAAGCACUGUGGAGUGCUUAGGGCAUGUUGGAGCACAAAAGACAACACGGCCAUCCAAUGCAGCUGAGGAAGUCUCCAGGUGUAACGACUUUUCGUGCCACUGGACCCAGGCUUCCAACGCCGAGAGAGUGGGACUGUCUCUGUGCAUUGACUUUUCCACUUAAAUCUCCUUCACGCACUAGUAUCUUUGUGCACACUCAUCUAUCCUAACCCCGUCCACCCUCUUCAAGACCUGCAGCGAUGGGGGAGUGGCAACGCAACAGGUGGAGGUGACCACUGGCAGUUGUAGUCACGAUCCUGCAUGUAGGCGGUCCAUGGACCAGUGGUCGCUCGGCCCUGUAGGGCAGCAGGGACGUUUGGCAGCAUCCUGGGCAACUGAGCAGCCCUCUCUAGGACAGCACUGCUCACUCUAAUCAAGGGAGGGGACUAGAAAAGGAGUCCCAAAUAUUGCCUGCCCUACAAACACCCGGUCAGCACACCGCGGCUGGCAGGUCAUCCCUUUAAGCGGUCGAAAUCAAAAGAAACAAAAUACAAAGAAACUCCUACCAGGAGCAUGGAACAUCAGGACAUUACUUGACAGAGAGAAUACCCCAAGACCUGAGAGAAGAACAGCUCUAAUCGGUAAAGAACUGGCACGAUAUAACAUCGACAUCACAGCCCUAAGAGAAACACGCUUACCAGAAGAGGGAUCACUCAGCGAACCCACCACUGGAUACACCUUCUUCUGGAAAGGUAGAGCCACAAGUGAAGACAGAACCCACAGUGUUGGCCUGGCCAUCAAGACCAACUUGCUCAAAUAGAUGCCAGACUUGCCUGUGGGCAUCAGCAAGAGGCUCAUGAAGAUCCAUUUACCUCUCAGCAAAGACUGGUAUGCCACAAUCAUCAGUGCAUAUAUCCCAACACUGACCAGCACAGAGGAGACCAUCGAGCAGUUCUACGCUGACCUGAGUGCCGUCCUGCACUCAGUGCCCACAAAUGACAAGCUGUUACUACUGAGAGACUCCAAUGUCCGUGUUGGCCAGGACCAUGAAAGAUGGAAAGGAGUGCUCAGCAAACACGGCGUGGGCAAAAUGAAUAACAACGGCCUACUGCCACUCAGCAAAUGCUCAGAGUUCGAACUCACCAUCACGAACACUGUGUUCAGAAUGGCAAACAAAUAUAAAACAACAUGGAUGCACCCACGAUCAAAACAGUGGCAUCUCAUUGACUACAUCAUUGUACGCCGGCGAGACAUCCAGGAUAUACAGAUCACCAGAGCCAUGAGAGGAGCUGAAUGCUGGACAGACCACCGAUUGGUUAGAGCGACUCUUCAAAUGCGCAUUGCACCUCGCCAUCCAAAAUGCACCCAGGCAGUUCGCGCAUUUUACAACGUGAGUCAUCUUAGAGAUCCAUCUUAUUUGCAAACAUUCCAGUCCUGCCUGGACGACAAGCUGUCUGCCAAGGGACCACUCACUGGAAGCUCAACCGAGAAAUGGAACCAGUUCAGAGACGCAGUGAAGGAAACAUCAAAGGCAGUCCUAGGCCCCAAACAACGCAACCACCAGGACUGGUUUGACGAGAACAACACUGCUAUUGAAGACCUAUUGAGCAAAAAGAACAAAGCCUUUAUGGAGUGGCAAAAUAACCCAAACUCUGCUCCUAAAAAGGACAGAUUCAAGUCUCUCCAAGCCACGGCGCAGUGUGAGAUCAGGAAGAUGCAAGACCGAUGGUGGGAAAAAAAAGGCAGAAGAAAUCCAGCGUUUUGCUGAUACAAAAAACUACAAACAAUUUUUCAGUGCCCUCAAGACUGUCUAUGGGCCAUUAAAACCCACCACCACUCCCUUGCUAUCCUCUGAUGGUGACACUCUCAUAAAAGAUAAAAAAGGCAUCAGCAACAGGUGGAAAGAACACUUCAGUCAGCUUCUCAACCAACCCUCUUCAGUCGACCAAAGCGCCCUUGACCAGAUCCCCCAAAACCACACCAUUGAACAACUUGACGUCCCUCCAUCAAUAGAGGAAGUCCAAAAAGCCAUUAAACAAAUGAGUGCAGGCAAGGCACCUGGUAAAGAUGGGAUCCCAACAAAGGUGUACAAGGCCUUAAAUGGAAAGGCACUCCAGGCAUUCCACAUAGUGCUGACCAGCAUAUGAGAAGAGGAAGACAUGCCCCCAGAACUCAGAGAUGCCUCCAUCAUAGCUCUAAACAAGAACAAAAGCGCAUGAGCAGCCUGUGACAACUACAGAGGCAUCUCACUACUCUCCACUGCUGGAAAGAUCCUCGCCCGUGUUAUACUCAACAGACUCCUGUAAUCUGUUUCAGAGCAGAACCUGCCUGAAUCCCAAUGUGGCUUCCGACCAGAUCGCAGCACUAUCGACAUGGUCUUCACAGUGAGGCAAAUGCAGGAAAAAUGCCUUGAGCAGAACCUGAGUCUCUACAUUGUCUUCAUAGAUCUGACAAAGGCGUUCGACACAGUGAACAGGGACGCAUUGUGGGUGAUCCUCAGCAAGCUCGGUUGCCCGCAAAAUUCGUCAAACUGAUCCAGCUCUUUCAUGUCAACAUGACAGGGGAAGUCCUAUCUGGUGGAGAGACUUCUGAUUGCUUCAACAUCUCCAAUGGCAUGAAACAAGGCUGUGUCCUCGCUCUGGUACUAUUCAACCUAUACUUCACCCAAGUAUUACGACAUGCUGUGAUGGAUCUAGACCUGGGCCUUGUGAGAUUUAAAAUGGUUGAGGUCUUAAACUGUAGUGAUUAAAAUAGUGGAAGAUAUAAAUUGUGAUAGAUAUCAGAGAGGGUGAGUAAAUUUGACCUCAGAAAAUAUGUUUCACUACAGUGUCUUGGUUUUAAAUCAAAUAUAAGGUGGUCGCCAGGGAAAUAUUCCCAAUUAUUCAAAUACCCAAGUCAACUGGGUUUUAUAGAGAUUUUUAAUUAAUAAUAUAAUGAGGAAUUAGAGAAAGAGAGAAAGAAUAGGAAAGGAAUAAUUAUGAAGGGCCUCAAGCCAAUAUGGCCUAGACCUGAGUCUUAAGAGAGAGAAUCAGUCAGUCAGUCUUUUAACACUCACCACAAGGUCUGCCUAAACAAGGAUUCUAGUGACACCAGGCCAGCUCCAUUUCAGCUGACUUCACAAGAGAGCCUUCCGGCCAGAGACUGUUCCAAAGGGCCUUUCUCCAGAGCCUCUCUCAAGAGAUUCUUCCCAAGCGAUCCUCAUCAGAGAUCCUCCAAAAGGAUUUCUCCAAAAGGAUAUCUCUCAAGAGAUUCUGCUUUUUCUUAUAUAGGGGUUUUUCUCCCAUGUCACCUCCCCUAAGUCCCUACAUCUACCAAUCACUGUAGACGCUUUCCAAAGGACUGCCCAUCUAAAUUCCUGCUAAGUCGACCAAUCUCCUCAGUAAGUCUGAAUCAGAAAAAAUGCUGCUGUGUAGACCAAAUCUCCUCAGUAAGUCUGAAGGAGAGAAAACACAGCUGAGUCAACUAAUCUCAUCAAGAGAAAACUUGCCUGACCCUUUUAGGUACCUAGCAUCCCAUUGUAUCAAUUCUAAAAACAGGUUUGGCUCAAAGAACUCCUUGCCCCACCAUAAGCAUGGAUCCAAGUACAUUCUUUGUUUAGCAAGGAGUUUUUUUCCCCUAAAGCAGUCUUAAGUACGGUUGGAGUAGAGGUCCUCCCAUUUCUGAUCCUGGCAAGUUCUCACAUCAAAAUGGGGAAUGUUUCUCAGUAGGGAAUUUGUUCCAAUUAAGAAUUCCCUGGGGACUUCCGGUUAAGAUGGCGGCUUAGAGAAAGCUAAAGUUCAGAUCUCCGGAAAACCCUUCCCGACCGAUCUCAAACUAUAAGCUCCUAAGGCGCCGAAAUUCAAAACGAUCAACAGCACAGACCCUGGGAACCCUCCUCCUGGACCUGGACCCGGAUCAAAAGGUACAGCCCCCCUCAAAAGCCAGAACCCGAGAUCACUCAGACCUAAGGGGUAGGAGCGCAGAGUCCAAGGCUCCGGGAAGCCGCAGCCCCGCCCGGCUCAGAGAGCAGGGUCCUCAGAACAACAACCCUCAGGGCCUUCUAUCUGAGUCCCAGUGAAAGUCAUUGCCCUCGGAGCUCCCACCACAGAGAGCAGGCUUGUCUGAAACAACAGCAACCCUCAGGGCGGGCAAGACAGCCUCACGGGCUGGAUCCUGCUAUCCAAGUCUCAGUGAAAGUCCCUGCCCUCGGAGCUUGGGGAAGCUGCAGCCCAUCCCCCCGCAGGCCGAGGAAACAGCCUCACGGCCAGUGAUUCUGAAGGCAACUUCCAGAAAGCAAUGUGGUCCGACCCUUCCAUUCCAGUUCCAGUGAGGCAUAUUCAGUUUAACCCAGGGAAAGCUCAUAGAACCGACAAUCUGCCCAGGACUAAAGUCUCUGAACACCAGACAGAGAUAAGAAAAGCUAAUCCUCCACAUUCAGAGAUGGCAAACUCCACAGAAGCCCCAAAAUACCAAGAAAAAUAAGAAGAAAGGGGCAACUUUGGACACAUUCUAUGGAGCCAAAAUACAAAAUACAGAGCAGAUAGAAGAAGAUAUACAAGAAAAUGCUCCAAAAUCUUCCAAAGGAAAUGGAAACUCUCCACAAACCCAUGAAGAAUUUGAAUCAGAAAUGACAAAAAGAUGGAAGCCUUCUGGGAGGAAAAGUGGGAAAUAAUGCAAAAGAAAUUCACGCAUCUACAAAACCAGUUUGACCAAACUGUAAAAGAAAACCAGGCUUUAAAGCAAGAACUAAUAAAGCAAAGCCAAAACACCAAGAAAUUAGAAGAGAACAUAAAAUAUCUCACCGACAAGGUGAUAGAUCUGGAAAAUAGAGGGAGAAGAGAUAAUUUAAGAAUAAUUGGACUCCCAGAAAAGCCAGAAAUAAACACCAAACUGGACAUGGUGAUACAAGAUAUAAUCAAAGAAAAUUGCCCAGAGAUUCUAGAACAAGGGGGCAAUAUAGCCACUGACAGAGCUCACAGAACACCUUCUACACUAAACCCCCAAAAGACAACUCCCAGGAAUGUAAUUGCCAAAUUCCAAAGCUCUCAAACAAAAGAAAAAAUCCUACAGGAAGCCAGAAAAAGACAAUUUAGAUAUAAAGGAAUGCCAAUCAGGGUCACACAAGACCUUGCAAGUUCUACUCUGAAUGAUCGUAAGGCAUGGAACAUGAUCUUCAGAAAGGCAGGAGAGCUGGGUCUCCAACCAAGAAUCAGCUACCCAGCAAAACUGACUAUAUACUUCCAAUUAAGAAUUCCCCGAUGGGGAAAUUUUUAACAUUCACAAGUCUGAGAGAUUUCAAGAUUUAGAGCGUCUACAUCAAAUACUGACUGGAUGGCUCACUAUUCGACCUUCGCUGCCUGACUGCAAAAACGAAAACAGAGAGACUGAUCCUGGAAACUCUCUUUGCAGAUGACUGUGCUCUCAUGGCCCACCAAGAAAAUCAUCUUCAAACCAUUGUGAACAGGUUCUCCACCGCAACAAAACUGUUUGGCCUGACUAUCAGCCUCAGCAAAAAAAAAAAAAAAGGUGGUGUUCCAACCUACACCAGGGAGGUCAACUAAUCCACGGCACGCAGCUUUCUAAUGUCAACCCUUUCAAGUACCUGGGCAGCACCAUUGCCAAUGACGGGUCCCUAGACCAUGAGAUUAAUGCCAGGAUCCAAAAGGCCAGCCAGGCACUCGGGCGGCUGCGCUCCAAAGUCCUCCAACACAGAGGUGUAAGCACUGCGACGAAGCUCAAAGUGUCUAACGCAGUGGUCCUCAGCUCGCUCCUGUACGGUUGCGAGACAUGGACACUGUACCGGAAGCACAUGAAGCAGUUGGAGCAAUGCGCUCCCUCCGGUCAAUCAUGAGGAUCCGAUGGCAGGACUGAAUCACCAAUCAGGAAGUCCUCGACAGAGCCAACUCCACCAGCAUCGAAGUCAUGGUCCUCAAAACCCAGCUAUGAUGGUCUGGACAUGUCAUCCGCAUGGACCCACAGCAAAUACCAAAACAGGUAUUCUAUGGUGAACUGUCAGCUGGACUCAGGAAACAAGGUCGACCAAAGAAAAGAUUCAAGGAUCAGCUAAAGUCCAACUCGAAGUGGGCUGGCAUUACACCAAAGCAACUAGAACUCGCUGCCUCUGACAGAACCAGCUGGCGAACCCACAUUAACACCACCUUUGAAGAUGAACGACGUCGACGUCUUGCUGCUGCGCAUGAACUCCGACACGAGGCUACAACUGCACCUCCUGUAACAAUUGGCGUCCCAUGCCCCAUGUGCCACAAACUCUGCACCUCAGUCUUUGGACUUCAAAGCCACAUGAGGGUACAUCAAUAGAUGAUAAUGCACAAAGACAAUUGUCAUUCUCGGUCACCGAGAGACUACCACUAUACUAUACUAUACUAGUUACAUGACAAAAGACAUUGAUACAAAUUUCUGUGGAAAAUUCAAAGAUGUUUCUUUUCUGCAUGAGUUUGCACAGAAAUCUAGAAUGAUGUACAUAUGUAAAUUUGUAUAGAUCCUGUGUACACAUGUACAUACUAAUUGACUAACAAGCUAACUUUAUUAGAGUAAUUUAUUAAUAUAUUCUAAUGACUAAUAUUAGUGACAGUUUAGCAAAUUUGUUCAUCUUAGGAAAGUAGAGACUGAAGUAUAGAAGUAGAUUGCAUCAUAAUUGUAGGUUAGCAUUUGUUAGUGAUAGGAAAUUUUACUUAGUGAAUUUAUAGAUAAUAGGAAAUAGGACAAUUAUAUAUUCUGAAUGUUAGUGAUAUUGUUGGAAUGAUUUGAAAACUCAUUACAGGAUUUGUUAUGAAAUAACUAUGUCAUGUAAAUCACUUACCUAAACCAUUUUCCUAUACCAUUCUUAGCUUAGCAUCUAGGUAGAUAGAAUAGCUAAGAUAAGUUAGGAUUUUGUUAUUUUGGGGGGGGUAAGAGAAUAUUUAAGAUGGUAUAGAGUUAAGAAUAGAUAGAUAGAGUUACAUUAAAGGUAAGUAUCAUUAAAAAAUGCAAGUGCAUUUUUUUAAAGAAGAAAAGGGGGGAAAUGUGGAAGAGAAUGUGAAGAAAGAAAGGACUUCAUGCUUGCAAAACAAAGCUGGGGACCUGAUCUUCCAAUCAAGGUGAAGAUUCCAAAUGGAAUGUUCCCAGGAAAGUCAGUUGGGGCCUGGACAGAGGAGAGGAAGGGAAAAACUUCUUCUCUGGGAUUACUGACCAAGGGAAAAACUUCUUUUCUGGGGUUUUCUGACCAAGGGAGUGACCUGGGUGGCUCUGACAGAGUGGUGGAGAAGAAGCUGGGAUUUCUAGCUUUGAACUAUUUCUCUUGGUUUUGGAGAGAGACUUCCUUGGCUUCUGGCUGAAGUGGGAAGAAGCUGAGAACUGAUCCCUGUUAGCUUCUGUCCCAGGCUGAAGGACCUUUGGGGGUAAGGGGACCUCUGGAAUUAAUCUGAGAAGAAAUUAACUUUUGGUGGUGGUUUUGUGUAAUUGGAAGAAAGAUUUAACAGUUGAUCUUCAUCUCUAUGACUAUCUCUGAGUCACAGUUGUGACAGGACUGACAUUUUCCAUAAUCUUCCUAAUUCUCCUUAUAGAUUAGGGACACCCCUAUCACUCUCAUCUCAAUUUCCAUCUUGCCUCAUCUUUCCCAAUAAACCUCCUCACCUGAGAAAGAGAACAAGAGUAUCUUCUCUAAAUCUCACAGUUUACCUUUGAGUUAUGUAGAAUGGUGACUAAGAACAGGGGAGGGGAAAGGGAGGCAGAAGGGCAUGGGUGGAAACUGGGAGGUGAAGGGAGGAGGGGGGUUGGAAAUAUCUUGAUCCAUUAGCCAUCAGCAGUGAUCAAUAGGCAACCACAGAGUAAUCCCUUUAGUAGCAUCUCUCUAUAUCUCUAUAGUCACAGUGAAGCCAGAGUAUCCCAGUUAUUGUAACCAGAAAUAGUCUCCACAGAUUAUCUUUUUAAUACAAUGAACUCUUUCUAAUGGUAGAUGUUAGUUCUCUCUCAUGAAGAGUCAUCUUGUAUAUGUCUACAUAUGCAUGUUUUCUCCCGAUAGGAUGCAAGCUCCUUGAGGACAGGGACUUUUACCUUGAUCCUUGUAUCUUCAGUGCUUAGUAAUGGGUGUUUAAUAAAUGCCUGAUUAUUGCUUUUGAGGCUUACAACAAUCCUGUGAAGUUGCUAAUCUACAAGUAGUAUUAUUUUCAUUUUGCAGAUAAGGGCCUAGUUGUCUGCUGGAAUUAGAUCACAGAUCCAGACAGAUGAGGAAUAUAAGGCUCCAAAGGAUUAUAGAACUUGCCCAGAGUUACAGUACUGGAGGAAGUAUACUAACCAAAGUUUUCUUAAGUGCAAAUUCAGUGCUCUUGCUAGCAUAGUAUACACCUAAUACAUGAAAGCAAUAAAUAUUGGAGAGCAUGUGGAAAAACUGGGACACUAAUGUUCUGUUGAAGUUGUAAAGCGAUCAAGUCAUUCUAGAGAGCAAUUUGUAAUGCCCAAAGGGCUAUAAAACUGCAUACCCUUUGAUCCAGUAAUAUAACUACUAAGUCUGUAUCUAAAAGAGAUUUAAAAAAAAAGGUAAACAGACAUAUUUGUGCUAGUAUAUUUAUAGUAAUUCAAUUUUGUGGUGGCAAAAAGUUGUAAAUUAGGGGGAUGUCCAUUAAUUGGGAAUGACUGAACAAGUUACGGUAUAUGAUUGUAAUGGAAUACUAUUGUGUUAUAAGAAAUGGUGAACAAAAAUAUUUGAGAAAAACUUGGAUUUACAUGAACUGAUGCAGAAUGAAGUGAGCAGAACAAGAACAUUGUAUACAUUAACAGCAAUAAAACAUGAUGAACAACUGUGAAUGACUUAGCUACUCUUAGCAACACAAUGAUCCAAGACCCCCAAAAGAUUCAUGAAGAAAAAUGCUCUCCAUCUUCAGAGAAAGAAAUGAUGGAAUCUGAAUACAAAUCAAACCAUACCAUUUUUCCUUUCAUUUUCUUCAUAAAAAUGCAUCUUCUUCCACAACAUGAAUAUGGAAAUGUUUCUGAUAAUGCAUGUAUAACCUAUAUCAAAUUGCUUACCAUAUUAGAGAGUAGGGAGGAGAGGGAGAGAAAUUGGAACUACUAAAAAUUGUUUUUACAUGUAAUUAGGGAAACAAAUUACUGAAGACUUUUAAAAAAAUGUUUGUUUGGAGGGACUUGCCAACAUAUGAGGCUGCUUUAGUUAAGCAACCUUGGCACUGUCUUUGAAUGGCUAUUCUUAAAGGAUCUACCUCCCUGUGGUAUCAGUUCUACUGAAAGGAAAACAAGAUUAGGAAUUCCAGCUCUAAGUAAUCAAAAGCAAUACCCUUGCUUCCUUUAAAUGUUUCCUCAGGUGUAAAAUGGGAAUAACACCUGCACAAUCUACCUCAUAAAGUUAUUGUGAUGAAAAAUAUUUUUCAAAUCACAAUAUAAAUUUGAGUUAUCACUUUAUAUCAUGCUAUGUUAUUUAUACUAUUGCCACAUUAUAUUGGAGAGCCUUUACAUAUAUUAUCUAUUUUUUUCUCAUAAUGGCACUAUUAAGGUAGGGAGUUACAAGGAAUUAUUUUAAAUUCCUAAUUUUAUAUUAAUUACAAAAUGAAAUCUAACUGCCUAAAUGUAUAAAUUCCUUCCCAAGUGUAAGUUCUUCUCUUUAAGCCGAUCUCAUUUUAUUUUACAUCACUUAUAUAGUUUAUUAUAUUUUAAACUAUACUGUUUUCAUGUUUACAUCUUAUUUCCCCUAUUAGACUAAAAAUGACUUGAGGGCAAGAACUUUUGUCUUAAUCAUUUCUGUGUUCCCCUUGAUCUAGUACAGUAGACUGUACAAAGUAGGGCUUAUUUGCUGACUGAAAAAAACCAAUAAGCACAUGAAAGGAAAAAAAAUUUAUUUCAGGACAUAUUUUUCCAUCUUAAGGGAGCUGCAAACAUUUAUCAGGACAAAUAUGCAGAAUACCAGAAGCAGUAAUCUCACCUGACAGCAAGUAAAUAUUUCACAGAAUGGGAGUUAUCACCAUUCAUGUUAACAUUUCCAUCCUGUCCAAAUGUACACAUAAAUGAAUUCCAUAUAAAAGACCUGUGCUAUAAAACUUCCUUAUUCUCAAAUAGAUUUAUUGGCUUGUCUUAGUUAAUAUUUUUAAAUAAAAUGUAAA